Alternaria infectoria is the source of this 351-nucleotide messenger RNA. RefSeq lists its product as uncharacterized. The record is from RefSeq and is a predicted model, not a curated record. Bases 1 to 351 code for a protein of 116 amino acids. The transcript has 2 exons. NCBI's taxonomy places the organism in Eukaryota, Fungi, Ascomycota, Dothideomycetes, Pleosporales, Pleosporaceae.
AUGAACGUCCUUUCCAUGACCGAAAUGGCCGUCGCCAUCAUGGUAGUCUCGUUGCCGUCGAUGAGAUCUUUCCUACGACGCGGCAGCCUCUUCUCCUCGAACAAGAAAUCGCACUCUUCUGGGUCUCGCACAUAUGGACACCAAACACCAGCAUCCGGGUCGCACAACUUUUUGCGUCCUUCCAGAAGAGGCAAGCACACCGCCCGCGUGCAUACAGAUGAAGACUCGGGCAGCGAAGUAGAGCUGAACACCAUGUCAAGGAAAGAUGUCAUCUACGAGACGCGCCGCGUUAGCGUGCAGUUUUCAAAGUCGCCUGAUGAGGAACACGAGAUUUCUGCCAAGUACCCAUGA